This is a messenger RNA of Corythoichthys intestinalis (scribbled pipefish), 1816 nucleotides long. RefSeq names its product cytochrome c oxidase assembly factor 1 homolog. Gene Ontology annotation, biological process: mitochondrial respiratory chain complex I assembly; mitochondrial respiratory chain complex IV assembly. The record is from RefSeq and is a predicted model, not a curated record. The transcript is spliced from 5 exons. The coding region runs from base 220 to 705 and encodes 161 amino acids. Lineage: Eukaryota; Metazoa; Chordata; Actinopteri; Syngnathiformes; Syngnathidae. Gene Ontology annotation, cellular component: mitochondrial inner membrane.
AAAAAUUCACAAGCUUGCAGUAAAAUUAUUGAAUCCACGACGUUUCUGAUAAAUCCAGACGUUUAAAAAUAGUAACACAGAACUAUUUCAACGUUGACUAACUACUGUAUAAUGUUAGGUUUAUCGAGUGACCCCGACGCAAAAUGGACAACGAGUGACUACGCCCGUCCAAUUGGCUCAAACUGCAUGUCUUACAUCUACCCCAUCAAUAUGUGAUCUAUGAUCCCUUCUGCUUUGGGUAAAAGUUGGAUGGCUGGUGGUGCCAAGAUGAGGGUUUCCACCAACAAACUGCAACAGCUCGCCAUAUUCACCACCCUACUGACAGGAGGAGGGAUUGGGACCAUGUACUAUCUAAUGCAGAAGAAAUUUGCCGAGUCAGACUACCACAAAUUGGCUCUGCAGAAGUUGGAAGAAUGUACAGUUGCCAUGGAGAGUUUGGGCGCUCCACCGUUAAAAAUUCACAACAUCCAUCUGACUGACAGAGACAAUCGGAUAGACCAGCAAAUAGCAAAGAUAAAGAUCCCUGUAACUGGGUCAAAAACUGGUGGCUAUUUAUAUACAUCUUCUAUCAGAGACCCAAACACAAACAGAUGGAAUGUGAAGCUUGCCGUUUUGAGGCUCAAAGAAGGGCAGACCAUCAACCUUCUGAAUUCUCCAUCAUUGGCAACCGAAAACACAGAAUUCAGCUUACAUGAUAAUGACUGACUGCAUCUACUCUUUACAACUAUAAAGGUAGAAUAAAGACUGCGCCAAUUACUGGAGGGUUUUUGCCAUCGGAUAUUUUAGGAAUUACCACGAGGCUGGAGUUUUUAAGUUAUUUAGAACAAGCUCUGGACAAUUAUUGAUCUUGUUUAUUCCUGCUCAUAUGAAAUGGGUUUCCUACCUCAACUCAUUAUUUCAUCAUCAAGAUAAAAUGUACUGCAUGUCUUCUACUUGUUGCUCAAAAUUGACGUGGUGGGUCAAAAAAUGUUUGCUCGACUCAUUUACCACUUCCUGCUUCUUAAAUCAUCCGCAGCAUACUAUCAUAGCUGCAUCUGUGUAGUGUUUCUUGAAAGUUUGAACCCUUUCCAGGUAGGAAGCAGUUAUUGAAACAAUAUCGAAACACUAUUUUUCCAGAGUCAUUCGUUGAAUUAGCAUUAAGUUUGGUAUUGAUUCGAAAUCACGUUGCACUAAUUUUUAAAUACUGAGACAAAACUGAAAUUCUGAAAAUGGAGCAACAGAAUUUCUGCAGUGAGGAACCCUGAGGGCCUCCUGAGAAUUCAGAGAAUUUAAAAAAAUAUAUAGACCAAUCAAGAAUUAUUAUACAUACAAGUUAUAUGUUUAAAAUAUUAUUAAAAAAUUAGUUAUUUUAAUACACAUUUUCUCUUAUCUGUGUUCAAGUCAUGUCUAUUUUCAAGUUCACAUCAGCAAUUAAAGGGUUAACAAACUGGCUCAUUUAUUGGUAAGGACUUCACAAAUCUGAGGAAAGGCUAAGCUAUGUGUUUUGAUUUGGAGAGUGACGGGUGAAUCAACUUAACACGUUUGAUUUUAAGUAGGCGGGACUCUCAAUUACACUUUAUUUAUGUACAUAUGAGUGUACAUAUGCGCUUGUAUUUAUUUAACAAUAUCAGCGAUAUGUUGCUGUUACCUCCCAAAUCAAUGGCUCGCUAAGGGCCCAACAUAAAACGAGCCACAAGUUUACAAGUGGACACAAAUCAACAAUUUAUUUACACAAGCCAAAUAACAAUCAGGCAUGAAAAUCUCUCACCUUUCGGCGAAAUUCGCCGUUUUGAAGUCAAAGGGCGACCUACGUGAAUUGCGUAGAUCCGAGGAGAAA